Messenger RNA from Oldenlandia corymbosa var. corymbosa, 1622 nucleotides. The record is from the annotation of a GenBank genome assembly. NCBI's taxonomy places the organism in Eukaryota, Viridiplantae, Streptophyta, Magnoliopsida, Gentianales, Rubiaceae.
GUUAGAUACUGCACAAGCUUACAAGUUAUUUAGUAUUAAUCCCCAAAAGUCCAAAAACCCAAAUCAUUAAACUAGCUAUCUAUAGAAAUGGAACUUCAUCAAGUUCUACACAUGAAAGGAGGAGAUGACAUUUCAAGCUAUGCAAAAAACUCAUCAUUUCCGAAAACAGUGGCAACGAAGUCGAGACACAUCCUUGAAGGGAGCAUCAAGGAGUUGUGUAGAGGAAUUAACAUGAAAGAUUUGUUAUAUGGGAAAUGCUGGAUAAGGAUGGCUGAAUUGGGAUGUGGGUCUGGAUCCAAUACGUUGACAACCAUCAAAAGUUUCAUUGAAAUUUUGGACAAAGAAUUUUACCAUAAUAACAACUUGAAUAGUUCUAGGGUUGAGGUUGAUGAUGCAACAGCAUUACCUUCAGUUGAGAUAUUACUGAAUGAUCUUGUAUCCAACGAUUUCAACUUGAUCUUCAAGUCACUCCCUAAAUUCUACCAACAACUUGAGAAGCUUGGUCUGCGCCGGCUGCCCGGAUCUUGCUUUGUCUCCGCCGUGCCCGGUUCAUUUUAUGGGAGGCUUUUUCCGGACAACUCCAUCCACUUCUUCCACUCAUCUCAAAGCCUCCAUUGGUUGUCUCAGGUUCCAGCCAAACUGAUGACUGAAAACGGCUUAUCACUUAACAAAGGAAAUGUUCACAUUGGGAACACUAGUCCUCCGGCAGUUCAUGAUGCAUAUUUGGAACAAUUUAAAUCCGAUUUCAGCACGUUUUUGCGCAGGCGUUCGAUAGAGAUGGCGUCACCAGGGCGAAUGUUCUUCAUCUUAUGCUCAGACACCCCUGGAAGUGUCGGUUUUCGGUAUCUGGACCAGACCCUAAAUGAUAUGGUGAAGGAAGGAAUCAUUGAAGAAAAAGCUUUGGAUGGUUUCAACAUCCCAAUGUAUGAACCGACAAUGGAGGAAAUGAGGUGGAUCAUUGAGGAAGAAGGGUCGUUUGAAGUGAAUCAAAUCGAAACGAUUCGAUGGAAUAAGGAUGAUGAUGUUAAAAACAUGGAUCAAGAUCCUGUGAGGGAAAUGUAUGUGAGGGUCACAAGAGCUGUGUUUGGGAGUAUAAUUGAGAGCCAUUUUGGAGUUGGAAUUAUGGAUGAUCUCUUUCGCAGGUUGGCAAAGAACAUAUCUGAAUGUGUUGAGAAUUUCAUCUGGAUACAAGAUAGUUUGGCUGUUUCCCUUGUUAAAAAGGAUUAAUUAGCUCUCAUUCUUCUUCUUCCCUUCUUUCCAAAUCACUGGGAAGAUUCCGCUGAGAACAUGAUUUGGUUCAUUUUCUUUUCUUUUCUUCUUCUUCUUCUUUUUUUUUUUUUUUUUUAAAAAAAAUUCUCGUUGUACUUGUUCAAUAAGCAGAAUUUUUCUGCCAAGAGUUAAUUCGAAUUUGUCUUUUGCGUGGCAUAAUCUAUUGAGGGAGAUUUCUUCAGUAGACUAUUUGGGUAUUGUUAAUUAAAAUAACGUUCAUUUCGAAUGGUAUGGUUGGAGAGGAUUUGGUUAUUGUAAAACAUUUGGGACGAUUAUUUUUUGUGGAUAUAUAUAUUUUUUAUUAAACUCGAACUCUAGUACGUAAUUUUAUUACUAGCUUGUAAUGUUGGAUG